Messenger RNA from Odontomachus brunneus, 3293 nucleotides. RefSeq names its product locomotion-related protein Hikaru genki (gene hig). The transcript is spliced from 8 exons. The record is from RefSeq and is a predicted model, not a curated record. The coding region runs from base 609 to 1853 and encodes 414 amino acids. NCBI's taxonomy places the organism in Eukaryota, Metazoa, Arthropoda, Insecta, Hymenoptera, Formicidae.
UAAGUAACUGAUAACUAAAAAAUGCAUUAAGUCUUAAUAUAGCAAUGGCGAACUUCCUUAACAAUUAAUCAUUAACUCUUAUGCGUUAAGGACUCUUUGGAAAUUUAUAUAAUAUAUUCAUUUGAUAAAUAUCAUAAAUAUGACGAAAAUUAUAUCUUAAAAAUGAAUUACCCGGUACAUAGUAGUUGGAAGAACGGUUCUGGUGUAUGGAGUGAGUGGAAUUUUAGAGGGUUGAAGGUGAUAGAACGAAAUGGGAGAGAAGGAAAGGAGAGAGGGAGAGAGAAAGAGAGAGAAAAUAAGGGUGGCCGCAUGCGCAUCCCUCGAAAUAGCGAGUCUCGGUCACCCCUGCUGAUUAUGGAUGUUUAGUAUCGACGUUGUUGCUAACGCGUUGCUUCCUCUCUCGCUUUCAUCCAAAUAAUCGCGCUCAAGAACUACGUGCGAAAAAAGAAUCUCUGCCGUCCUUAGUGCGAAAUAAUGAAUGAUAUCGCGGGACAAAAAUUGGAGCUGCAUAACAAGGCGCGAUUAUGUGUUCGUUUCAUCUCGCUGCGUUAGUAUCUUUCGUCAGCAUUAAUCAUGGUCUGUGACUACAAUCAUCCUGGAGGAGCAACAUGCCGAGCCUCGACUCAAGAAGGACGUGGCGAGAGUGUGCACGUGUCGCGAUAGCAACUGCGACGUUGCUUCUGUUCGUGAAUAACGUGUGCAAUGGCAAUCGUAUACAUGAUACCUCUGAGAUGCUACUGCGGGGAUGUAGAUUGGAAGGCCUUCACCCUCUUCUGAUAGUUACAUAUAAAGAGAUCACUAUAUCUGUAGACAAAAUCACUGUACCUCAUAAUGAGCGCGUUAUGGUACGAUGUCGAGAGUUGGGUAAAUAUAAGUUCAUUGGCGACUCGCUGUUGCACUGCCGCAAUGGUACAUGGAACGGGAAGCUACCUAAUUGCGUGCCUACCACGGCUAUCUCCAAUUACACUGAAGACGUACCACCAACUAUCGAGUUUGGCUUACCUACUGGAUCGGCCGCCGUAGAACCAAACGGAGCACUUGCCGUCUUUCCAGGAAGCAUCCUGCACCUGGAGUGUCUCUUCGCGAGGAAGCUGGGCAAUCCCGAAUGGACAUGGACGUCUACCUUCCGUGGAUAUAUGACGGGAUGGGCAAUUGCUGCUCGAGAGAGAGACUGGAAGUAUCGUUUGUCAAUAUAUUACGCUAAGCCACAUAAUUCCGGUGUAUUCACGUGCACCACGCCCAAAGGAUUGUCAAAUUCUAUACGAGUCCGUGUUAUAGAUGUUCAAUGUUCAGUGUUAACUGUCCCCGAGCCACCGUUGAUAAGUCGCAUCGAGGGCAGUCGAAUGGGACAUAAUGCCAUUUUCGAAUGUCCAAUGGGAUACAGACUAGAAGGUGCUCCCGAUAUAACGUGUCAGUACAACGGAAAGUGGUCAGCAGGUAUACCGUAUUGCAAGAAGGUCACGUGUCCGUCGAUAAAUACUCGUGAUGGUGUAUUGCUGCAGCUGACUGAUCAGAACAAUACUUUUGGCGAAAUAGCUAUUUUUACUUGCAUGUGGGGACAUAAACUCUCUGGGCCGCAAAUUAUAAGGUGCGAAGCUGACGGUAGAUGGAAUGGAUCUAUGCCAACUUGUUUAGAAAUUACUUGUCCUGUGCCAAAAACGCCAUUGAGCGGUAGUAUCGUCGAGCAAACUCGACACUCCAACAAAAAGCAGUAUGUUAACCGAAUAUAUAAAGUUGGUGCAUUGGUGAGAUUUGCCUGUUUGCCAGGUCAUCAAUUAAUAGGAGAGGCUUCUAUCAUAUGUACCGAGAAUGGCACUUGGUCUCAUCCCCCGCCAACAUGUAAGUGUAUGUAAUGAUUGAGAUUUACUCUCUAAGUUUUUUGGACUGAAUUUCCACUCAUUUAGUAUUAUUUAUAUGUUACAUGGAUUCCCUACAAGAUUCCAUUUAUAUUUUGUAAUAGAAAUAUAAUAUUAUUACAUAAAUUAGGUAGUAAAAAUUUUUAUAUAUAUGUUAUUAAUAAUAUUUAAGAGAGAAAUGCAGGUUUUCUAGCGUCUUUAUUUAUAAAUAUACUUUUUAAAAAAUUUUUAAAUAAGUAGAAUAAAAGGUGGUAUUAUGGCUUCUCCUUUAUAUUUUAUACAAUAACUUUGUCAUUAAUCAAUAUUUUAAAUUAAAGAUUUAUGAUUAUAUUUGCCAAAGUAUUGUUUAAUCAAUUUUAGAUUCAUAAUGUUUAUUACUUAGGACAAUAUUUAUAAAAAUAUAGCGAAAUAUAUUUAUAAAAAUGUAGCGAUUUUGUGCAUAAUAGGUCGAAGAGAAAUAGGGAUGGUAAUGUGGCCUCCUCACUAAAUUAGAUUUUUAAAAUUUGUUUUAUUAAAAAAAUUAUAUUUUGUUACAAAUUUAUAAACUUAUUCAAAAUAAAAUCUUAGAAUAGUUUUUAUACAAAAUAAAUAGAUUUUUAAACUUAGCUUUAAUUAUUUUUUUUUAAUUUACAAUACAUGUAACGUGAACUAUAGAUUAUCAGUAGAACUAUAAUUAGCUUAUCAAAUAACUACUUCGACACAAAAACUUCGAAAAAGAAGCAUAUUAUUAGCUUAUCAUGUACGUCUAGAGGACGUAUUAGUAAAACGUUAUGCUAUUAUUGAACUUUGCUUAACAUAAAAUGUGUACAACAUAAAAUGUUAAAUAACAAAAUACUGAAGUGUACAUAUGUUAUGGUUAGUGUAUAUGAUAAUACGCCUAAAUUUAAGAAAAAUAAGAAAAUAUGUAUAAUAACAUACUAAAAUAUACUUUGAGAAUAUUCCAAAAUGUUCCGAAGUGAAAAUGUGUUGUAACUAAUUCCAGUUAUUGUCUAUUGAUAUAUUAGUACCAGUGCGUAAUAGCAGUCUAUUAAACUAAUAAUUACAUAAGUCAUUCCUGGAAUCUGCCACUUAACAGUGGAGAUAUUAAGAGGGACCAAUAUACGAUAUACGAGCUAUAAUAUCAUUUUCUCCUUUAUCUUUAAAGAAUUCACGGCAACAUGAUGAUUAUAAGCUCUAUUGUCCUUUCUUUGUAAUAUAUACUAUUAGAAUCAUGAUAUAGAGUGAAGGAUUCGCUUUACAAUACGGAGCAAAAGAAUUCACUUCACAAUAUAGAGUGAAAGAAUUUAUUUUUGAAUAAAAUUUUAGCCCAAGAAAUUUAAAAAAUACAAUAUAUAAUAUGUAAGUUGUGUAAUUUCGUAAAGGAUAUAAAAAAGAAGCCAAGUGCACGCGCAUUAGCAUUAUUUGUCUUUACAAAAAAAAAAAUCGUUAUAAAUAAAU